Lampris incognitus (smalleye Pacific opah) is the source of this 1390-nucleotide messenger RNA. RefSeq names its product zinc finger protein 112-like. Lineage: Eukaryota; Metazoa; Chordata; Actinopteri; Lampriformes; Lampridae. Gene Ontology annotation, molecular function: RNA polymerase II cis-regulatory region sequence-specific DNA binding; DNA-binding transcription factor activity. Gene Ontology annotation, biological process: regulation of transcription by RNA polymerase II. The record is from RefSeq and is a predicted model, not a curated record. Bases 1 to 912 code for a protein of 303 amino acids. The transcript is spliced from 4 exons.
AUGACACCCGGAGUUCACGAUGAUUCAGAAAACAAUUGUGGAAGAUCGGAGCCUGCGAGGGCAAGACCCGUGAUAAAAAGUGAAAACACAUGGGAGGACGCCUCCUAUCAGGGUGACGUCUGCUCUUCCGCUGAACUCACAAAUCCAGCAACAGCAGAGCCUGAGUUUAAGGAGAUAAAAAAGGAGCCAUCUGAGGUAGACACAGUGACUGAGCCACAAGGAGCACAUGAAAACGGAAGUGAAUUGGUCACGGAUAUUCGGAAGAAGAGUUCAGAUGUGAGCCAGUGCAGAGAUCAGCAGUCUGCGUUUACCGAGAGCUCCGUGGCUCCGGCCACCCAGUCGUCCGUCGUCGGAGCCGGGACGCACCACAUCCGGUGGAUCUCACUCGCCCAAUCAGAGCUUCAAGGUGGGCGUCCUACGCCCACGCCUCAGACCAACGCAGAGGCUGCUGGGAAGAACAUGGGUCGAAACGUCGCCUCCCAAAAAAACGUGAGGGUUCAUGGCCUGAGGAGCUCGGCGACUGCCAAGAGGUUUGCUUGCUCGCAGUGUGGCAAGAGUUUCCGGUGCUUCAGCCAGCUUGAAAUACAUGGGCGGAGUCACACGGGCGAGAAGCCAUUCAGGUGUGCGCUGUGCAGUAAACGAUACGCGCAGAAAGGCCACCUGUACACGCACCAGCGCACACACACUGGGGAGAAGCCUUACCGCUGUCCCGUCUGCGGAAAGGGCUUCAUUCAGAAAUGCACCCUCGACAUGCAUCAGCGCACUCACACGGGGGAGAAACCCUUUGUUUGCGUCAAAUGCGGCAAGGGAUUUACGAAGAACUGUAAUCUCAAGAAACACCUGGCGGUACAUUUAGACCCGAGUGUGCAGGCAUAUCGUAGUGAAAUCUCAAAUAGGCCUACCUAUAUUUAGCGUGAGGAAGGGGGUGCACAUGAAACCGCCUCAGACGUGGCUGUCAAUCAGUUUUCAUUUUGUCACGUGUUUUAGUCGAACUGUUUUUAGGCAUAAUAAAGUUUGCUUUGCAUCUGGGUGUGAGCGGCUGGGGACCGGGGAUGCUGCAUAGCCCCCCCCCCCCCCGGAAAAGAUGCAGAUUUGCUUGUAUGAUAAUUUAUGAUGUCACUUUAGUGGGUUCUCUUUCCUUUUCUUAUGAUUGCAUGUACACAUUUCAAUUCUGAUAGCCCACCUUUGAGAGUAAUGGCCACCCCAUCCACACUGCCCAAUGCAGAUAUUCCCUCGGCCAUAGCUAUAACUAACCUAACUCCCAUUAAAAAUAACCUGCUGUAUGUUGGGUAAUUCAAUCCUUUCUUGUGAACUGAAUGUUUUGAACAGAAUGAGUUGCAGCCCCCAUGGUCCCCCCAGAUCGUUUGAAUAAAUUACACAAGUUGAAGGU